Cyanistes caeruleus (blue tit) is the source of this 1111-nucleotide messenger RNA. The record is from RefSeq and is a predicted model, not a curated record. NCBI's taxonomy places the organism in Eukaryota, Metazoa, Chordata, Aves, Passeriformes, Paridae.
CCUAAGGACAACACCAGGCAGCCCCACUGCAGCUGGGCUUGGGCAAUUGAGAGCAGGUGGCAGUGGGAGCCAUCCCCAGGGACAACACCAGGCAGCCCCUCUGCAACUGGACUUGGGCAAUUGGCCAUGGCUGCAGCAAUCACGUUCUUUGUGGCUGUGUUGGCCAUCCUGCUCAAGCAGACACGAGACCUACGGAUCAGUGUGGUCACAACACAGCAGAAGCAGCAGCGUGAGGAGUUUCUGCACCAGGAGAUGAAGCAGCUGCUGCAGGAGAUUGGAUGGAUAAGGGCUCCACAAGAAGCCCAAAUCCUCUCUGGGUUGCAGCUCUGUCUCUUCUGGGCUGCUGCAGCAGUCAUGCUCCUGGAGAUCUGCUGGGUGGCCUGGCAAAUGAAGUUUGCCCCUUGCAUUUGCUAUGAGCAGGACACCUCUUCCUGCGAGGAGGAAGAUGAGGAAGAGAAGGGGCAAUGCCACAAUGUCAGGUUGUUUUCUGUGCCCAAACUAUCAUCAAUGCAGGGACUGUCUGACAUGUGCAGGGAUGUGAAGAAGAUGAUGCAUGACGUCCUCCACGUCUGCCGAGUGCUUUCCAAGGACACUUUCAUGCCGGAGAUGCACCCGGCCACCGGGAAGAACAACAUCCAUGAAUCCUGGAGUAUCUUUGAGGACCGAAUCUUGUACCAGCUGCUUGUGGUCCUGCAGCCACCCUCCAGGCAUUCUUUCAGGCUGGAGCUGUACAGUUGGACACACCUUCCAGAGAGGUGCUCCAACGUCCGUGUGGUGCUGGAGUGCAGCUGCUUGAGGGAAACGGGGAAUAUUCCGUGUUUUCUCCACCCCUCCGAGACCAAUCAGACGGCCCAGCGCUCACCCCUGCUGCAGAACCUCUGCACAGGCUCCUACUUAGACGUGGAGGAAAUCGCCUGCUGGGUGCAGAACUUGGUGCAGACAGCCUGGGAGCAUUUGCCCCAGUGGCAGCACUGGCAGCUCACGGUGCUGCCGAGCUCCCACUGCUGCCGGCUGCUGCUGAGCGGCCCCUCCGACCUGCAGCUCUGUGCUGUGCUGCUGUUUGCCGUGGAGCAGGGCAGCCCUGGCACCUUCCUGCUCCUGCAGUGAGAGU